UUCAGAAUGAGCGCUGUUUGCAGGACUCUAGGCUCCGGGACAGCCCUUCACCACCCGGGUGAUGAAGCUGGCCGCCAACGAGCUGGCGCUGGUGUGUUUUUAUAGAGAGGUUUAGCUGAGAGACCGUGCCCGCGUCACCAUGGCAACGUCGAAGACGAUAGAAUUUUGAUGACACGUGACGGGCACCUGUCAAUCAAACAUCUGUCGGAGAGAGAGAAAGACUUUACAUGUCCCUCAGUGAUGGAGUUCCCUCAGCAUUCCCAGCAGCUGUUGUCUGCUCUGCGCUCCCAGCGGCAGCGGGGUUUCUUGUGUGACUGCACUGUCCAGGUGGGCUCGUCCCGUUUCCUGGCUCACCGGGCAGUCCUGGCCUGCUGCUCGCCUUUCUUCCAUAUGUUCUACUCUGAUUCUCCCGGGGGAGGAAACGGUUCCAGCAGCUCUGUCACACUGGACAGCGAUAUCGUCACGGCCGCUGCCUUUGGCUUGCUCUUGGACUAUGUGUAUGAAGGUGUGCUGCAGCUGGAAGCUGCUCUGCCAGUGGAGGACAUAUUGGCAGCAGCCAGUUUCCUGCAUAUGAACGAGGUGGUGCGGGUGUGUAAGAGGCGGCUGCAGAAACGAGGGCCUGUGGCUGAGGCAGACAGCACUCGCUCUGAAGAGAGCGCUGUGGCGAGGAACACCACAGAGGUGGAGAGGGAGAGUGGGGGUGACGACGGAGUCAGGCCUUUGGUCACUGUGGCAGCAGGUCAUUCAAAUGCAGCUGCCGUACCAGCACCACUGUCUUCAGUAUCCAUAGCAGCAGAGAGGAGUCAGACAGACACUGUGAAGUCAGAGAGCAGGGCUGGUGCUGGGUCAUCGCAAGCACGAGGACAGACCCCUCCGAGCCCUGACCUGGCUGAUACCACACAGCCGGGGAUGGACGCCCCUCCUCUACGUCCUGGGGGAGAACUGCCUCUGCCUGUCCCUGCUUCUGCAGCUCACAUCAGACUAGGCCCUGUGGGUCAGGGAGAGGGCUCGGCCCUCUGUAGCCCGUGCAGCACCACUGAGACAUACAGCCACAGCAGUAACCAGCAGCCGUCCUCCUCCUCCUCUUCUUCCUCUGUGGUCCCAGUGAACCAGGCCAGUGGUCAGUCAGUGGUCGCUCUGCCCCGGUCAGACUCCAGGCUCUCCUCCAGCCCUGAGCAGGACGGCCCCCGCCUGCCCUCCGAUGAUGACUCCGCCAGGAUGCCCUCAGAGACCGGCCACAGACGCACAACCAGCGGAGGGCAACAGAUGCUCAUGUUAAUUCAUGCACAAGCACUGCCAUCACAUUUAGAAGCAAACCCGGCGCACUCGUCACCCCAGCGCACAUUUCCCCAGAUCCGAAUCCACAACCCAAUAUCGCUCCAACGCCGGAGCCCAGACUUUCGCCCGACUCCCCAGGCCCAAGCGCCUACGAGACCUGAGGCGGAGACGGGAGCAUCCGCCAGCGUGAGAGAUAGAUCCAGUGGAAGAACAGUGAGGAUGGAGGAGCACAGUGGAGAAAAUGUGAAAGUAAAGGUGGAAGCCAUUGUGAUAUCUGAUGAAGAGCUAGAGGAGGAGAAAGAGAGAGGGAGGGAGACAGAGCUGGUGAUGGAGGUAGACGAUGAGUUCGAGGAUGAUAUGCAGCAAGAGGAGCUGCAUAGCCCCCAGUAUCUCACCUCCCACUCCCAGAGCCUUUUACAAAUGAACCCCCAAUCAAACGAGGCUUACUCGUUCCCUGUGUCCCCCUCCUCCUCGUCCUCUGGUGCGGGCCCUUCCUCCCAGGAUACCUCCUUCGCCCCCUCUGUCUUCCCUGCGUCCGCAGCCCAGCAGCAUUCUGACCCCCCUGCCUACUUCCAAGAAUUCCAGGACCCCAUGGGAAAUUUCGUGGAGGAUGUCCCGACGUGUGGGGUGUGUGGAAAGACCUUCUCAUGUACAUACACGCUGAGGCGCCACGCCAUCGUGCACACGCGGGAGCGGCCAUACGAGUGCCGCUACUGUUACAGGAGCUACACGCAGUCAGGUGACCUGUACCGGCACAUCCGCAAGGCCCACGACCACAGCCUGCCGGCCAAACGCAGCAAGGCAGACCUGGAGGCCCAGCUGCCACCACAACCACCACCGCCGCCUCUCAGCUAACACACAGUUGUAUCCCUGCAUUUGUGCCCUUUUACAAACCUGUUCAUUCCCUAACCUUUGCUCUCACAAUCUGCCAAACCUUAAAACCUAAUUCCCACCUAAUAUUAAUUCUAACUCUAAACCGAAGUCCUAACUGUAAACUAGUUCCUGGAAGAUUUUCUUCAUUUUUGUAUCCGUAAGGACUUUUUUCCAAUUAAAAAAACACAGACAGACAAACUAGCCAGAUGGUAGAGAUAUUUUGCCCAUUUCUACAGCAUUUUGUCUCAUAACAGGGAAUGACUUCUGUUUUGCUGAAGGUUUUUCCCGUCACUGUCAAUGAACAGCCUGUUGUCCUCAGCAUCAUGUUUUCUUCAUGAAUAUAUGUACAGUGGGAAAAAAAUGAUCACUACUCAAAUGGCCGCAAGAAGUUACUGAUGAAGUUCAUGUCAUCAUUCAGGAGAACAUAUCUAAAAAGAUCUAAUAUAUAGCAGAAGUGCCUGUGAAAUCCUAAGACUAGUGUCUGCUGCGUUCAAUCAGAAUGUCUAAGAGGGAACAGCAAUUGCAGUUAGAAGUAUAUCGAUGAACUUAUUCAGCUGGAUGGCCUUGUUCUUUUACUGCCUUUUCGGUGUUUUAUCUAGUCCACUUGCCUGUGACUUUGUGCCAAUAACAUUUGACUAAUUGUAAAUGUGGUAGCGUUGUAUGUAUUUAACGAAUGUUGGGCAACAAACCCCCAAACCCUUGCAGACUAUGGAUGCAUCUCAACGCUGCAAAAGUCACUCCAUUUGAAUUAGAAUUAGGACUCGUCCCUCCUCUCAUUUCUCAAUUUGUACAUCUUUGGUUCCUUUCCUCAUGUCUUAGCCCCUCCUGUGUGAGAUGCAAGCAGAGAACGGAGCAAUUGAAGCAACAGCUGUUUAACAAAUGAUACAUCCUGGCUCACUCAAGCCUUUUUUAAAGUGCCAUCAAUUACUUGAGACACGCUAUACACCCGUAGGUCUUACUUCCCUAUAUUGGGCUGUAUUGUUAAAAUCAACUAAAUCAUCUUGACAUAAACUUUUUUCACUGCUAAGGAAAAUAAUUACAGUAUUAUACAGUCAUUCACAGUCACAUCAUUCAAUAUUAUACAGUGAAAGAUGAAACUCUUGUCAAAAAUAAGUAUUUGGGAUGAUGCAGGAUGUCUUCGUGUACCUGUCAAACAUCAACACUGGAAUGACAGAGGAUGAACUGAGAAAUGAGAAGGGCCUUUGGUACUGAGGGGGAGUGAUUUAAGUUUUGGGAUGCACCAAUCACCUGCUCGGCUCGGGUCGUUGCCCAUGCCACUUCUGUACUCUGAUCUUUCCCUGUCCUCUGUAAUCUGUUUCUCUCCUUUAUGAAGAGAAGAAUAUUUCAGCACACUUUUGUGCAUGGACACUUGUAGUCUAUUGUAAUCGUCUGGCACAUUUUACCCUCUCUGCAAAUUUCUAAAUCUGUCCAUGAACGAUUGCUUUUUUCACUUUGGAAGUUGUUGUCACUAUUUAAACUCAACAGUAGGGCUGUAGUCUGUUAGUCGACUGGUCAAUUUAUUGGUCGAUACAUUCUUGGUCGACCAAAAUCUGAUUGGUCGAUUAUUUGCUGUGUUAAUUUUAUCAGGAGUAAAGCACUAAGUGCUAAUGGGGGUGUUUUCAUAACAGCCUGUUUCACAGGUAACAGUCUGUCUUCAGAACACCCCCCUUGUUUUCAUAAUUUUGGAUUAGCUCAACCCACUGGCGGAGACAGAUAGCUAGGCCCGUAUGUUCUGAAUUGAAGAAAAACUUAGGCCUGGUUUUCUGAAUAUUUGCUUAAUUAAGAACGUUUGAUGAACAUUUAGUCCUCUACCAUGUGCACGUGAUGCAAC
This is a messenger RNA of Myripristis murdjan (pinecone soldierfish), 3982 nucleotides long. RefSeq names its product zinc finger and BTB domain containing 3 (gene zbtb3). Gene Ontology annotation, molecular function: RNA polymerase II cis-regulatory region sequence-specific DNA binding; DNA-binding transcription factor activity, RNA polymerase II-specific; protein binding. The transcript is spliced from 5 exons. Gene Ontology annotation, biological process: regulation of transcription by RNA polymerase II. The record is from RefSeq and is a predicted model, not a curated record. NCBI's taxonomy places the organism in Eukaryota, Metazoa, Chordata, Actinopteri, Holocentriformes, Holocentridae. Bases 169 to 2133 code for a protein of 654 amino acids.